CUAUAUAAUUUUAUUCACUUUUGUUUUUUAUUUUCAACAGAAUUUGUGAUAAAAAUAUUUUAGUAAAUUUUUUUUUUAUAUAGAAUUUUAUUAUUUCCAAUUGAUGAAAAUGAAGUGGCAAUUUAAACUCGAUCAUAAUUUUGAUCAUCGGUGCAAUGAGUCUACAAAGAUAAGAGCGAAAUAUCCAAAUAGAAUUCCUGUAAUUGUUGAAAAAGCAGAGGGUUCAGGAAUAGUGAAUAUUGACAAACGAAAAUAUCUCGUUCCUGCAGAUAUUACUGUUGGUCAAUUUAUGUGGAUUAUAAGAAAAAGAAUUCAACUUGCUCCAGAAAAGGCUAUUUUCUUAUUUGUUUGUAAAAUGGUUCCAAAUUCUAGUUUAACAAUGGGAGCAUUGUAUGAGGAACACAAAGAUGAAGAUGGAUUUCUCUAUAUCGCUUACAGUGGUGAAAAUACUUUCGGCAGCUCCUGAAAACAGCGCAAAAUAAACUAUACAAUUUUUAAGAUAUGUUAGAUUAUUAAAUGGAUCACAAUUAUUCGAUUAGGGUUUAUUGUUAUUGUUGUGUGGGAUAAUUUUUGAAUAGUUGUCUUGGUGAAAUUUGCUAUUUGUCAUAGUAUAGACUUGCAAAAGUAAACAAUUUAUGUCAAACAUGUCUCAAGUUAAUCUGAAAAUGUUUAGGAUAUAACAAAAUUUCAAAAUCACAUAAAUAUGGACUGUAAGACAGAAAAGGAAACUGAGAUGUUAACACAUUUUGCAGUUCGAAUAUUGAUAUAAUAUAUUUUUUUUAAUUUUAUGGUAUUUUCUGCGUCAAAUUUGUAACAUGUAAGUUAACACCGCCAUUGUUUCUCCGUAAGAUAAUGUCAAGCAUGCAGUUGUAAGAGUUUAUCCCGAUUGACGAUUUGGUCCGCCUCUCGUUUGAAAAGUUGUUCAAGUUCCUCCCCACAGUAAAUCUCAUAUCAAAAAUGUUUCAGUUGUUCUGUUGUAUAUUUGUUGCUUUUUAAAAAGUCAGAAAUGUUGGAAUAAUAAUUUUGGUAUGAAGCGCUUAAACUUUUAGCCUGGUCGUUUAAAGAAAUCAAAAUUGCAUUUUGCUAAUUGUUCAUAACCUUUUUAUCGAUUAAAAAGUAUUCAAACUUGUUCAAUCUUACACACCACUCAUGCUUUGUAUUGUAUUUAUUUUUGUUUCCACAUGUGCAUUUCAAUUAGUCAGAAAACAUGUGCUGAAUUAUAUUUGAUCCUGGAUGGGCAAGAGAUGAAGCUGAUUCGGAAAUACCAUCCACUUUUCUUGACAUGCACUUUUUGUUUAGAUGUAUGGGUGUAUUUUUGAAUACUUUCUUUUAUGAAUACAUGUGAAUAUUUAGCCUACAUUAA
Styela clava is the source of this 1363-nucleotide messenger RNA. RefSeq names its product gamma-aminobutyric acid receptor-associated protein-like 2. The record is from RefSeq and is a predicted model, not a curated record. NCBI's taxonomy places the organism in Eukaryota, Metazoa, Chordata, Ascidiacea, Stolidobranchia, Styelidae.